CGAGUGUGUGACGUCACACAACCGGUAUCUGCGAUCCGCCGGUGUUGUGUAGUCACACGGUCUGCGAAUCAAAUCCCAUUGCUCGGGAUUUCGGACAGAGGCGGUGUGUGUACCCACCUCUCUGUCCGCGUCUGCAUCCGUCUGCGCCUGCUCUGCUCUAGCCGGUGCUCUCGUGAUUCGGCAACCGGGCGAAGAUGGCGGACCCGGCGGAGUGCACCAUCAAAGUCGUGUGCCGUUUCAGGCCCUUGAACAACUCGGAGGUGGCGAGGGGGGACAAGUACAUCCCUAAAUUUCAGGGGGAGGACAGUGUCGUGAUUGCGGGUAAGCCGUAUGUUUUCGACAAAGUUUUCCAGUCAAACACGACACAGGAGCAGGUGUACAAGGCCUGUGCUCAAGACAUCGUCAAAGAUGUACUUGGAGGAUAUAAUGGAACCAUUUUUGCUUAUGGUCAGACAUCCUCAGGCAAAACGCACACGAUGGAGGGAAAUCUCCAUGACACAGAUUCAAUGGGAAUUAUUCCCAGAAUAGUGCAAGAUAUCUUUAACUACAUUUAUUCUAUGGAUGAAAACCUGGAGUUUCACAUUAAAGUUUCAUAUUUUGAGAUUUAUCUAGAUAAGGUUCGGGACCUUUUGGAUGUUUCAAAGACUAAUUUAUCUGUACAUGAAGACAAAAACAGGGUUCCUUAUGUCAAGGGUUGCACUGAACGAUUUGUUUGCAGUCCAGAGGAAGUAAUGGACACUAUUGAUGAGGGGAAAUCAAACAGACAUGUGGCCGUGACAAACAUGAAUGAACACAGCUCAAGAAGUCACAGUAUCUUCCUGAUCAACGUGAAGCAGGAAAACACACAAACCGAACAGAAGCUAAGUGGAAAACUCUUCCUGGUUGACUUGGCAGGAAGUGAGAAGGUCGGUAAAACAGGAGCUGAAGGUGCUGUACUGGAAGAAGCCAAAAACAUCAACAAGUCUCUAUCAGCUCUGGGAAACGUGAUAUCUGCCUUAGCUGAGGGCUCGACAUAUGUUCCCUACAGAGACAGUAAAAUGACAAGGAUCUUGCAGGAUUCACUAGGUGGGAACUGCAGGACCACCAUUGUCAUUUGCUGUUCCCCCUCCUCAUUCAAUGACGCAGAGACCAAAACUACUCUCAUGUUUGGACAAAGAGCAAAGACCAUUAAGAACACAGUGUGCGUGAACAUUGAGCUGACGGCAGAACAGUGGAAGAAGAAAUAUGAGCGAGAGAAAGAUAAAAACAAAAGCCUUCGUAACACCAUCACAUGGCUGGAGAACGAACUGAACCGCUGGAGAAGGGGUGAGAGUGUACCUAAAGAAGAGCAGUUUGAUAAGGAGAAGGCAAAUGCCGAAGUGUUGGCGCUGGAUAACACAAUAAAUAAUGAUAAGUUUGCGUCCACACCAAGCAAUCCUCCCAUGCCGGGCAUGCUGGGCGCUCGACUUACAGACGCAGAGAAGGAUAAGUGUGAGGCUGAACUCGCCAAACUGUACAAGCAGCUUGACGACAAGGAUGAAGAGAUUAAUCAGCAGUCUCAGCUGGUGGAGAAGCUCAAGCAGCAGAUGUUGGACCAGGAGGAGUUGCUGGCCUCAUCACGGCGAGACCACGACAAUCUGCAGGUGGAGCUGACCCGUCUACAGAUGGAGAACGAUGCAUCUAAAGAAGAGGUGAAGGAGGUGCUUCAGGCCCUGGAGGAGCUCGCUGUAAACUACGACCAGAAGAGUCAGGAGGUGGAGGACAAAAGCAAGGAGUUCGAAGCCCUCAGCGAAGAACUGAACCAGAAAUCUAGCACCCUGGCGUCCAUAGAUUCAGAGCUGCAGAAACUAAAGGAAAUGGCCAAUCACCAGAAGAAGAGGGUGACUGAGAUGAUGUCAUCACUCCUGAAAGACUUAACAGAGAUUGGGAUUGCAGUGGGCAACAAUGAUAUCAAGCAGCACGAGGGCAGCGGUCUUAUAGAUGAAGAGUUUACUGUAGCCAGACUCUAUAUCAGUAAAAUGAAGUCGGAAGUUAAAUCCAUGGUCAAACGCUGCAAGCAGCUGGAAAACACUCAGUCGGAGAGCAACAACAAGAUGGACGAAACCGAGAAGGAGCUGGCGGCGUGUCAGUUACGCGUCUCGCAGUACGAGGCAAAAAUUAAAUCACUGACGGAGUAUCUGCAGAACGUAGAGCACAAGAAGAGACAGCUGGAGGAAGAUGUUGACUCUCUCAAUGAGGAGCUAGUCAAAAUCAAUGCACAGGAGAAAGUUCAUGCUAUGGAGAAGGAGAGUGAGAUACAGAGUGCCAAUGAAGUCAAGGAGGCAGUUGAGAAGCAGAUCCAGAGUCACAGAGAUGCUCAUCACAAACAACUCAGCAGUUUGAGAGACGAGCUGGAAAACAAAGAGAAACUCAUCACCGAACUACAAGAUCUAAAUCAGAAGAUCAUCUUGGAGCAGGAGCGUUUGAGAGUGGAACAUGAGAAACUCAAAUCCACUGACCAGGAGAAAAGCCGCAAACUACAUGAGCUCUCUAUGAUACAGGACCGCAGAGAACAAGCCAGACAGGAUUUGAAAGGCUUGGAGGAGACUGUGGCCAGGGAGCUACAAACUCUACACAACCUCAGGAAAUUGUUUGUACAGGAUCUGGCAACUCGUGUAAAGAAGAGUGCAGAGAUGGAUUCUGAUGAAACUGGUGGAAGUGCUGCUCAAAAGCAGAAGAUCUCUUUUCUGGAGAACAAUCUAGAACAACUUACCAAGGUCCACAAACAGCUGGUGCGUGAUAAUGCAGACCUGCGUUGCGAGCUUCCUAAACUGGAGAAGCGUCUGCGGGCAACAGCGGAGCGUGUGAAGGCUCUGGAGUCUGCGCUUAAAGAUGCCAAAGAGAACGCAGCCCGUGACCGCAAGCGAUACCAGCAGGAGGUGGACCGCAUCAAAGAGGCCGUGAGAGCCAAGAACAUGGCCCGAAGAGGACACUCCGCACAGAUAGCUAAACCCAUCAGGCCUGGACAGCAACCUGUAGCUUCUCCCACUCAUCCCAAUGUUCUGCGUGGAGGUGGCGGCGGCGUCCUUUACCAGAACAACCAGCCAGUUCCCAUCAGAGGAGGCGGCGGGGUCAAACAAGAGAAGAGUUGAGGACAAGUUCAUCCCACACUACCGAUGAUGCAGAAUGCAAGACAUCUUCAUGGAAACCUGUCAUUCCAUUAACAUGAUCCUUCUUGUUGGUGUACCCAGGGGGAUUUCUAAGUGUACAUGUUCAUGCCUGUACAGUUCCACUCCCACAAUCUGUUAUGUUUCCCCUCUAAAGCGAAUUAUUUUAUGAAUUUUGCACUCUCUCACACACAAAUGCACUAUAUAUAAUAAAAUGGAAAUCAAGAAAUAAAUGUAAGUAACUAAUGCAGUGCAUAUGCAAUCACCUUUAUCAAUCUGUACUGUUGUUCAGUGAGUCCGCUCCAUGUUAGGCUAAACACCUCAAAGGCUGUUUCUCUUAGGAGCGAAUGAAAGAAAACAAAACAUCAAAUGAGGCAUCUGCCGUCUCCAGCUGCUCCCUGCGUACCUGUAACCUCUUCAAGUUCAGUUAAAACUACUGCCCGAUAUCUGCAGAAGAACUCAGUCCGUGCUUGACUUCAUACGGGUCAGUGUGUUGAAACUGUAAUGAGCUUGAAUAGCAAAUAUCAGAAUAGAUAAAAUACUUGAGCUGUUUAUUGAUGUUUAAAUGGAUCGUCUGUAUCACUACAACUCCGAUAUUUCUACAUGAAGUACUGAAAACAGGUUCAAAUGUCAGGAAUUACAGUUGUUUGGGACUAGGGCAGGUGAUGUAAUGGAUCUUUAAAUGGGAAUGUGGCGAAGCUUUUAGACACGAAGUUCCCUCACACAGUUUGGUAAUUCUGUAAGGAGCUCACAAUUUAAACUUAUGACUGCAAAGGCUAAUGGUUUCUUAAGAAACAAAUGUUUGAUUGAAGGUUGUUCUGUCUUGUUUUCGCAUAACAUCAUGUUUCGAACUCCCUAAAUUGUUUUUAAUGUUUCAUUCAUAUCUGUAUUUCAAAUGUUUAUGUUUACCUGGAGUAAAAUGCUGGGUUUGUUGACAACUGGAAGUCAUGUGACAUCAUUCCUUGUCUGUUCCGCUUCUGUUACUGAUCAGCCAAUCAGUUUAGCGGAAUAUUUCAACAAUCUACCCCAGAUUACGUCUCUUAGAGUACUUGUUGCGUAGUUGGAACUGGAAAAUGUGUAAUUAUCUAUUAUUUCUUUCAAUGUUGUCCCAAAUCUUUUGAAUUUAGAUGUUUACACUCCUGAUAUUGGUAAAGAACCUAAUGAAAUGGAAAUUACAGGACAUGACAGCCUUUGCAUUAUUUUCAAAUCUAUUGCUUUCUGGGUGUUUUAUCUCUUUUAAGCAUAGGACCAUUUAAAUCACUGUUGCGUUAUUAGUCCUAAAUUCAUCCCUUUUUUUUUUGAGCAUGAAGGAUAAUAAAUUGCUGAACUCCAUACAUUCAAUAAAAAUUGAAAAUGAAUAGCUAUUUUUUUAUUACUGUGUAAUAGUAACUCCAUUACUGAUUGACAGAAAGUUUCAACAACCGAACAGGUACUGGUUCAUUCCAAGAGAAAUAAUGUGAUUUUGGGAAAUUCUGGUGUAAGGUGAGGGGUGGAAGAGAAUGAAAUGACUAAAAACACUUUUCUCGAUGGACUGCAUGACGUGUGAUUAAAUCAAUAUUCUGAAA
Misgurnus anguillicaudatus (oriental weatherfish) is the source of this 4690-nucleotide messenger RNA. Lineage: Eukaryota; Metazoa; Chordata; Actinopteri; Cypriniformes; Cobitidae. The record is from RefSeq and is a predicted model, not a curated record.